Eucalyptus grandis is the source of this 1041-nucleotide messenger RNA. Its product is annotated as ubiquitin carboxyl-terminal hydrolase 12-like. Gene Ontology annotation, molecular function: protein binding. The transcript is spliced from 6 exons. The record is from RefSeq and is a predicted model, not a curated record. Lineage: Eukaryota; Viridiplantae; Streptophyta; Magnoliopsida; Myrtales; Myrtaceae. Bases 62 to 982 code for a protein of 306 amino acids.
AACCAUCAUUCAAUCAACCCUCAAGGCCACGGGUCAAGGUUGCGAACCUCCAACAUUAAGAAUGACUUCUCUCGAGACAUGCAAUGAAGCCAACCCUGUAGUGACAAAGGAGAUUAGAGAUGUUGCACCGGCAGAUUAUGUGCUCACGAUUAAGUCUUUCUCUUCGUUCGCAAAGAACAACAUAGAGAAGCAUGAAUCGGACGAGUUCGAAGUGGGAGGCUAUAAAUGGAAACUGAUCAUCUAUCCCCAAGGAGACAAGAGCCAAGAAGGAAAAGAUCACAUCUCUGUGUAUCUGGCGGUUUUGGGGAUGAGUCCCCCCCAACACGGUGGGCCAAUUCACGUGGCUGUCAGGUUCUCUUUGCGUGAUCAAUUCCACAAUAAAUAUUUCACUGAACAAGGAAGAGUCAUGAGGGUGCACGCAUUGAAAGCCGAAUGGGGAAUUCCGAGAUACAUGCCAUUGGAAACUUUCACCGACAAAUCCAAAGGGUACCUUGUAGACGACGCUUGUGUCUUUGGUGUGGAGGUUUUCAUUAUCAAGAAUUCGGGCGUUGCCGAAUGUCUGACGCUAAAGGAGAGCACACCGUGUACUCAUGAAUGGAGCAUAUGUAGGUUGUCAAGCUUGGGGGAUACAUGUUUAUACUCUGAUGCAUUCACUUCUGGAGACUAUAAAUGGAAGGUGUUGCUAUACCCAAGGGGUGAUUCGGCUUGCAGGGGUGAAAACCUUUCGGUGUUUCUCUCUUUAGUUGAUUCGGACAAAUUGGCUUCUGGUCAGAAAGUGAACGUGGAAUACGGCAUUCGUUUAAAACGCCAAUGCAAAGAGGUGCAGUCAAAAGAUGCUACCAGUUGGUUCAGUAGCUCCGCAAGCGAAUGGGGUUGGCCGUCUUUCAUGCCAUUGAAAACAGUCCCGAAAUGCCAAACGGAUCAUUCAUGGGUCAUUGAGACCAAAGUCAAGGUGCUCGGCACAACUAGCAAAUUGCCAUGACAGCAAUAUAUGUAACUAGAUGAGUUUAUAAACAAUAAUACAUGGAUUGGAUGUGAUCA